GUAUUUUUAUUCUCUGGAAAGAGGUCUUAAAGCGAGUCAAAAGUCAACAGCGAGAAGUAAAAAGUAGUGAGAGGAGGAGGAAGGAAGGAAGUAUAUCUACAGGGAAAGUCUUUCUGCAAAUCUCCCGGGGGACUUAUGGCAAGAGUCGUGGAGUCUGACACGGUUCCUGGAGGUUCCGAUGUACAACAGCUAAGUCUUGACUCGAUCAGGGAAUCGUUGAUCAGGCAAGAAGACACCAUCGUCUUCAGCUUGAUCGAGAGAGCUAAGUUUCCACUCAAUUCACCUGCUUUCGAGGACUCCUCCUCUCUGACUGAGUUCUUUGUCAGAGAAAUCGAAACCAUCCAAGCUAAGGUAGGAAGAUACGAAAAUCCAGAAGAGAAUCCUUUCUUCCUUGAUACCAUUCCGCACUCUGUUUUUCCUACCCACAAAUAUCCACAGGUUCUGCACCCUAAGGCUUCAUCUGUUAACAUAAACAAACGGCUUUGGGAUGUUUACUUUAAAGAACUGCUUCCUUUGUUUGUUAAACCUGGUGAUGAUGGUAACUACGCAUCAACUGCUGCUUCUGAUCUCGCUUGUUUACAUGCUCUUUCGAGAAGGAUUCACUAUGGUAAGUUUGUUGCUGAGAUCAAAUUCAGAGAUUCUCCUCAUGACUAUGAGCCUGCUAUUCGCUCUAAGGAUACGGAGGCAUUGAUGAAGCUUUUGACGUUCGAGAAAGUAGAAGAAAUGGUUAAGAAGAGAGUCGAGAAGAAAGCAGAAACGUUUGGACAGGAGGUGAAGUGCGUCUCUGGUGGUGACGAGAGUGAGAAGAAGAAGUAUAAAGUGGAUCCAUAUCUAGUCUCUCGCAUCUAUGGAGAAUGGCUUAUCCCUCUUACUAAAGACGUCGAGGUUGAGUAUCUUCUACGUCGUCUCGACUGAAUCUCGAGACAUCAUUAAACAAGAUGAUGAGUCCAUUGUCUUUUCCACAAACCUCUUGCAAGAUUUGUUUUUUCAUUACAGACUUAUAAUCAAUCAAACACAUUGAAGCUUGUCCAAUAUGAAUAAACCAAACCGAUUUGAUCAAAACUGAAUAAUUUUAGAUUGGGCUUUAAUUGGGCCUUAGAUCGAAGCUAAUAGUGGGCUUAUUUAUAUUGUCAGGAUAAGACAGAAUAAUUGCACGAGCAGUCAUCAGUCAUCACUAUCUUUUAAGGAUAAAAAAGGACAGGUUGUCAGUGUGUCUUUGUCGGAAAAAGGUUAAUUUAUGUUUUUGAUGAUUAUCAAUAAGAACCCUUCAAACGCUCGCCCACUCAACUCUCGUGUCCUCUGUCUCUUGCUCAUAAUCUAGGGUUCUUCAGCUUCCCCACUCCGAUCCGUUUCUUCUUGGUUAAUCAAAUCUCAGGU
Raphanus sativus (radish) is the source of this 1377-nucleotide messenger RNA. RefSeq names its product chorismate mutase 2. Gene Ontology annotation, molecular function: chorismate mutase activity. The record is from RefSeq and is a predicted model, not a curated record. Gene Ontology annotation, biological process: chorismate metabolic process; aromatic amino acid biosynthetic process. Gene Ontology annotation, cellular component: cytoplasm. Lineage: Eukaryota; Viridiplantae; Streptophyta; Magnoliopsida; Brassicales; Brassicaceae. The coding region runs from base 136 to 915 and encodes 259 amino acids. The transcript has 5 exons.